AUGUCUUCGUCUUCAUCUUCCCUUGAAGCAGGGCCUUCUACACCUUCAAAACCCAUGACAUUCGCCGACUUCAAUUCCGAGUCGGAAUCGCCCAUCAAAACUCCAUCGUCUGUCAAAGUGAGCAAAAAACAGACUGUCGAUCAACUCAAGGAUGGAUUGAGGGAAUUGGGUUUGGAUACUAAAGGGAAGAAAGAGACUUUAUGGCGCCGACUGGUCAACGCAAUUCAUAAAGCUUCAUUACGAGAUCCCCUUACCGACGAUUCAGAUGACGAAGAAUGCCUUACACCUGAUUCGGAUAAUCCAAUUAAUAUAAGGAUUCUUAAACAGACGUAUAAGAGUUUCCUAUGUUUCGAUGUGGAAGCUACUUGUAGACCCGGUAAGGAAUUCGAUUGGCCUAAUGAGAUCAUUGAGUUUCCAGUAGUUCUUCUCCAAUGGACAGACCCAGACCCAACGAGUAAAAUGGUACUUCAUAAAGUGGAUCAUUUCAGAUCAUAUGUCAGACCUACUUGGAGUCCGAUCUUGACGGAUUUCUGUAAAGAUCUGACUGGGAUCACACAAGAGACGGUGAAUAAGUCGCCGACUUUCCCUCAGAUGCUCAAGAAAUUCGAGAAGUGGCUAGACAGGUGGAAUCUUAGGGAUGAUAAAGGGUUGAAAGAUGCUUUGUGGGUAACGGACGGUCCUUGGGAUCUACGCGACUUUGUACCCAAGCAACUCCACAUAACACCCCCUAACCCUUUCCCGAACUACUUCCAUGGCCCAUACCUCAAUCUCAAAUUUGCCGUUCAAUCUGUCCUUUCAGAACUCCACCGCCGGUCAUCGUAUGCUGCUGAACACCCCAAUGAUCCGCCAAACAAACGCGCAUUGAGCGUCAUCACCACCUCCAAAGUAAGCCAACUGGAGAAGAAGAAUGGGAAAGCAAAAGAUUACGGGAGAGGGAAGGGAUUCUACUUCAAUAUACCUGGGAUGUUGGAGGUCAUGGGUCUGGGAGGGUUUGAAGGUAGACAACAUUCUGGCUUAGAUGACGCCACCAACAUUGCCCGUGUAUUGAUCGCUCUUUCAGAAAAAGACGUGAUAUUCGAACCGAACGGAGUCCUUCAUCCACCAGGUAAAGGGAGGAGAUAUCCCUGGAUGGGUGAGAGGGCCGAAGUCAACUGGGAAGAUUGGAUGAGUACAAAUAAACCUUUGGAGAAACCCACUAGCGGUGGAAUCCAGGAGGCUAAAGAAGCUUUAAAUGGGUUUGGAAAGGGGAACGGGAACAAGGUGGAGAAGACGGAUAUACUUGAGGUCGAUAAGGAUCAAGUGGAAAUCAAAGAUGAAGAAAUGGCGGAUAAGUUGCAAUCGUUGAUGUUGGAUCCUACACUCGUCAAAGAAGAUGAUGGAACUACGAUCGCAACUACGACCAUUGUUAGCGACAAGUCCAAUGCGAAGCUUUGA
Messenger RNA from Kwoniella mangroviensis CBS 8507, 1434 nucleotides. RefSeq lists its product as uncharacterized. The record is from RefSeq and is a predicted model, not a curated record. NCBI's taxonomy places the organism in Eukaryota, Fungi, Basidiomycota, Tremellomycetes, Tremellales, Cryptococcaceae. Gene Ontology annotation, biological process: exonucleolytic trimming to generate mature 3'-end of 5.8S rRNA from tricistronic rRNA transcript (SSU-rRNA, 5.8S rRNA, LSU-rRNA). Gene Ontology annotation, molecular function: 3'-5'-RNA exonuclease activity; nucleic acid binding. Bases 1 to 1434 code for a protein of 477 amino acids. The transcript has 8 exons.